This is a messenger RNA of Penicillium malachiteum, 1068 nucleotides long. RefSeq names its product class I SAM-dependent methyltransferase. NCBI's taxonomy places the organism in Eukaryota, Fungi, Ascomycota, Eurotiomycetes, Eurotiales, Aspergillaceae. The transcript is spliced from 9 exons. The record is from RefSeq and is a predicted model, not a curated record. The coding region runs from base 1 to 1068 and encodes 355 amino acids. Gene Ontology annotation, molecular function: methyltransferase activity.
AUGUUACCGAGUCCCCGCGAUACACCCUCCGCGGUGCCAUCCGAACCAGCUUUAACCGCAACUCCAGCCGAUAGCCAGACCCCUCUUAACGCACCUACUCCAAUUGCAGUCGAUAAUUUCACCGAUGAUACCAACAGCGAAUUCGAUGAUGACCUGAGUGAUCUCACUUCCCUGUCCUCAACUGUGCUCGAGUUCGAAUACGAAAAUGGCCGACGGUACUGCAGUUCUGACUCAGGAAAUUAUAUGAUGCCAAAUGACGAGGAGGAGCAAGAUCGAAUGGACCUGACUCAUCAUAUAUGGCUGAUGCUCUUAGGAGGGGAGCUCUACAAUGCUCCUAUCACAUCAUCACCACAGAACAUUCUUGACCUGGGAACUGGAACAGGUAUUUGGGCCUUGGAUAUUGCCGAGAAAUUUCCGAGCGCCCGCGUCAUUGGAAAUGAUAUCAGUCCCAUUCAGCCCAGUUGGGUGGCCCCGAAUAUCGAGUUCAUCAUGGAAGAUUUCGAAACCCAAUGGCCGUAUAAACUGAACCACUUUGACUUCAUCCAUGCACGAUGUCUGGCAGGAUGCGUGACCAACUGGCCCAGGUUUAUAAAACAAAUUUUCAACCAUGUCAAACCCGGCGGAUACUUUGAAUCCCACGAGAGUGCUGUGUGGGCCCGUAGUGAUGAUGGCUCUCUCGCACAAGGCUCCGCGCUUAUGGAAUGGCAGCAGGCCGUCAACUUUGCCGGGGAAAAGAGUGGAAGAGAGUUGAAUAUUUACCACAAGCUGAAAGAUUGGAUGAUUGCAGCCGGAUUUGAGGAUGUCACCUUGACGGUUUACGCGCUACCGUUCUCACCCUGGCCUCGUGAUCCGCAUUUGAAAGCAAUUGGCAAGUACCAGGCAGUGCAGCUACAGCAAGCUAUCGACUCCUACUCUCUGCGCUUGUAUACGCAGGUCCUGGGCUGGAGCCCUGAUGCUGCCCAGAUCCAUAACGCUGUCGUCAAACGGGAGCUGCGGGAUAAGAGACUGCACGCUUAUGUUCAAACAGUUGCUGUCUAUGGGAGAAAGCCUAAUCGCGCCUACUACUAG